AUUUAUAACGAGGGAAAUUGCGAUCAAUUCAUAAUUAAAUAUGAUGUGGAAACUUUACAUUAUUGGUUUUGUGAGUUUAUGCUGCGUUUGGUACGCCAACGCAGCUUACAGUUGUACAGGCAACGGACGAUUUCCACAUCUAGACGACCCACUAUGUAAAUCCUAUUACAUGUGUGUAUAUUUACCGUGGAAUGGAAGCUAUGUACAUUACAACUAUACUUGUCCCAGCACAUCUCUGUUUAAUCCAACUACGGCGCAGUGUACGACUAAUUACACCUGCAAUAGAGCGAAGGUUUGCACAGCAGUCGGCCGGAUUCCGGAUCUUUCGACAAAUUGUUCUGGAUAUAUUGAUUGCAUUUAUAUAAACGGUGCAAUCUUUGAAAAUCCAAUUAAAUGUCCUGGGAACAGUUUAUUCAAUCCGGCUUCUAGAGAUUGUGAAUUAAAUUUUUCUUGUACACCUGUGUGUUGGGCGGUUGGUAGAUUCCCCGAUACAAAAGUCCCUGGUUGUAAAAAUUAUUAUAUGUGUCUCCGGCUUGGUAAUGGUACGUUGGUGUCAUACACUAAUUACACAUGCCCAUCUAUUUCUGUAUUUAAUCCAAACACACAGAUGUGUACUACAAAUUAUACCUGUACUACGUAAUGUUUGGAAGCAACCAUUUUUUUACAAGGCGUUAAAAAGUAUAUUUAUUUCGCUUUUCAUUGCUUCACAAAACCAGUAAAAUACUAUAUUUCAAUGAUAAGGAGGGCAACGGCCUUUUGUUUAUAAGCAAUCACUUCCAUACAACUAUUAUUGGGAAAAUUAAAUAAGUGCAAAACUACAACUAAUAUUAAAACACGUUAUUUUCUGUUUUAUGUUAGGGAUAAAGCGUUUGAUAAAAUCUGCUUACAGCAAUGCUUUAAAGGCAACGCUUAAAAAGUAGAGUUAUCGUUCUUCAUAUUAUAUCAUUAAUAAUGUUAUUUUAUCAGCUUCAAUAACGUCUUUAACGUUUUCUGUUAAUAAAAGUUUAAUUCAAUAUUGAUUUUAUAUAACUUUAUUCCUUAUUAGAUUAGGUUUUUUUAUUCACUUCGCUGGCUCUGCGACCCAAUAAGUAUUGGUAUGAUAAUCUUCCAGAAUAACUCCCACUAAUUCUGCAUAAACCAUUUCUGACUGCUUCAGUGAUGUGAAGAGAAGGUUUUGCCGCUAUGUGGGCGAUUAAUCAUUAUUAAAGGAACUAUUGACUCUAUGGAAUCGUUCUAAACUUAAAUAAUAAAGAAAAAAUGAGUUAAUUGUUGUAGUCUAAAAUAUUAGGUGGUAGGAUAAAAAAUAAAAUGAGUCACACUCCACAGACGUUGAACAUAUUAUCGUUGUUGGUCCGUAUUUUGACGACGCAUCGCAUCAGCUGCUCUCCAGUGCUGAUAUAAAUAACAGUAGAUGCCACUUGAGAAAACAGUAGAAUUAUACACACGCUCACGCACAUACCCUUUUACAUUAUCACACAGCACUGCCGAAUUAGAUAUUACCUAUUUAAUUAUUUUUACUUAUCUUUGGCUUUCGUAAAUGUAUGAACCUUUUUGCACUUAUUGUGUAUUCCAUCUUUGGGUAUUUAUUCAGUGUAAUGCUGAUAUACUCCUUCUGCACCGACGAGUGAUGUCGUCGGCUAAAUUUAAAUUCAAUUAUUCAAAUGUUUAUUGAUUUAGAUAACACAAUGUUCAUUUAUGAACGUCAAUAAAGAAAUACAUAAAUAAUGCUAAAUGCUUCUAAUUUUACAUUUAGUGUCAGUUCUCAAAUCAAGGGUGGAAAACGGACGAGGGCUGUCAAUAAACUCUCCGCUACUCUUUUUAAUCGCCAAGGUUUGGUUUUACAUAUUGUUUGUAUGGAGCUGCAACCUUUAUACCAUAUUCCACAUGACAUCUUUUAAUAGUUAAUUAUAUUAAAAACAUAUAAAAAUCAAAUAUAUUUUGUCCACUAUCUGAAAUAGGGCACGCACUUAUAUUCUGGUUUGAACGACACCCAAAUACAUAGUCGAAAUAACUAACAUCACCUAGAGCUAGCCACCGCUAACACACUAUGUAAUUGAGUUGACUGAGUAUUUUUUUGUUGUAUAUAAUUAAUAUUAGCUGGAUUGGUGUAUGUUAUAACGAAAUAAAUAUAUAAUAAGUGGUCCUAGUCUAGGACUAGGCAAAUAUUUAAAUAAAUAUUUUUACACAAUAGAAGCCAGAGUUUUAAGCGGAUGUUAGGCAAGCAAGAUUGGCGUAGGUAGUGUUUUAUAAUUUAGGACGAUAAACUUCCUUUGCGUCGCUUUGCAAGCGAAUAAAAUAAAUAAUUGAAAAUAUCAGUAGAUAUACUGUUAUAACCAUAAAUCUGAUUACACCGCGGGUGUGUGGGCUGCGAUGGUCGUUUAUCGACCAAUCAACAUGCAGUCGGGCUCAAGGCGUAGCGCGCGCAACGCGCUUGCGCAUGUGUUUAAUAUUGUUUAAUAUGUGUUUUGACCGUUGGCGAUAUAAAAUAAAAACAUUGUCUAAUUUAAUAAUUUAUUCAAUAUUCGGUCUACAUAAUCGUACGUGUUCAAUACUUUAGGAUUGUAGACGAUUAGCAUUUAUAUUAAGCAUCAUUCUAUUGUCUAAUAAAAAAAAUAUUCCUUAACAGACUACAGACCAAAAACAUUGUGAUAAGAAUUGCUAGAUGUGAUUGUUUAUAAAUGUUGUGAGUGGUGACGAGCUUAUGGGGCAAUGUGUGUCCCGGGAUUAUCCGGGCCCUUAUGGAUUUACGCGUCAUUAUGACGCAGAGAGCCUCGCAAGCAGUUACAAUGGUUCCACAAAGAAGGGUCACUCCGAGUCGAAAGGGGCUAAGAAGCGAGACAAGAGUGUGAGCAAUGGCAACAAACAGACCAGAGGUGUUGCCACUUCCUUUGGCUUUAGGCGACGUCCGGCCAGCACAUCAAGAGCUGAUGAUAACUCUAGAAAGAAGUCACACGAUAGAAAUGGGAAUGGAGGUUCUACAGAAGAGCUGCGAGCCGAAGAAGUUCUGUCCGGUCGCUCUACGCCCCUCGCUCGGCCGCGGAAGGAAGCUGCGGGGCAACCACUCAGAACUAAUCGGUUCGGUUUCAGGCAACAGCACAACAAGACAGCUAAGGUUUCUGACAUGAGUAUGGCCGCGGAGCAAGCCUUCGCCCCACCGAAAGAUAAGGAAACCGCUAUUAAUAAUAAUACAUUAGAUAAGAAAAGUAUAAAUAUAUCAUACAACAAUCCCGCUCUCCCCACUCAAGUUACUGGAAAUUGUGUGACUAACAUAGUUGGUGCAGCUGGCCUGCCUAAACCUGUCACAAAGCAAACUGUCAUAUUGACUUACCAAGCACAACAGUAUCCACAUGAUGGCAGAAAACCACCAAAAAUCGAACCACCAAGUAUUCGCAGCGCACCCGCGGCUCGGCAGCCUGCCUUCGACGCUCAGAAACCUCCCGGAAAAUACACCUUCCAAACAAACCAACUCCCAAGGCCUCAGUUUCCCGCGGUGAAAACUAUAGAUGCUAAAACUACUAAGCAGGUGGUUAAUAACAAUAGAAAAACGAAUUCGGAUGGAUGGCGAGAAGGUGCAGGUUCGGCAGUAUCCAGUGACUCCGGUGUGUGGACAGGCUGUGAGGAAGGGGAAUUGUCUCCCCGAUCACGCCGCAGACCGCGCAACUUGGAGAUGGUGAUGCGGGGAUCGCAUAACUUCCACCUCAGAGAGCUUCAAGUUGCCGAUUUGGAUAUUAUGGAUGACGCAGUUGUCACUGGGCACGCAGUAAUUCCCCUACCGAAACUACCCAGUUCCUUCACAGAAACUCCAGAAGUAGAGAGUGUCCCUUACAUCCCAUCCCCACCAUCCCCACCAGCCCCCAAACCCACUCCAGUUAAAGAGCCCCAGAGCUCUCCCAUGUCCACACUAGAUAGAUAUAGAACAAGAACUAGGCCUUCCAGAAUCCAGAUGGACUCCAAGAAUGAGGAGAAGUUUGUCUUGGACAGAACACAGCCUGAAGUGUUAAACAAGCAGACAUCAUUCACUAAGCAAUCAAGCGGUGUGGAGUCACCAACAGUAGAUUCUUCCAAAGAGUCGAGUCCAUCAUGCAAGAGCGAAGAGAGUCACUUCGGCAACAGCAGCGCAUGGCAGAGCCACGCCACUGGUGAAGCCAUGGCUAAUAGAUCUCAAGACGACGUUUCCCUUGCUCUCAGCGUGUCGAGUUGUGAAGAUGAUAAGUCCAAAUUCGAGUUGAAGGAACCGAAGCUGGAACCGGAGCCAGAGGUGCCAAGGAAGACAAUCGUCAUCAUGGAUGAGCCCCCCCACCCGUUGCUCAUGAAGUCGCUCACGUUAAGCCAACACGACGCACUGCGGACUUCUAUGAUGGGUUCAAUGACAAGUUCAAACUACAGUACAACAAGCACCUGCACAAACCAAAGCAACCACAACACGUUGACACUCACCCUUGAAGAGGCCAAAUUCGAUAUGUCCGCCUUAGAAGCCUCCACCCAAAGCCUCCUCGACGACGAGACGUCACCGGCCGAUUCCCUGAUCUCGUCCACCAGCACCAGUGACUCGAAUAACGACCUGCAAGUCACAGAGGCUCCAUCUAUAUCCAGCGCCUAUCAAACGGCGAAUACAAAGACGAAAUCGGAACAAAUUCUGGAAGACGAUCUUGAUGGUGUAGUUUUGACUGCUGUUAAGGAGUUGAGUGAAGGUAGUUCGUCGGAUAGUAAGGACGAGACUCCCCCCUCCCCUGGAACCCCCACCCACGCGUCGGGAUCUCUCUCCCUAUCUGACGGCCGGGACUUCUUUGAUGAUGAGAUCGCUGACCAACCUGGUCUGCUUUUUAGAAAAAAUAAUUACGGCAGCCCGUCAGUCAAGAGAUCGGAUUCAGACGUUGGCAAACAAUUAAGAAGAUCCAGAGAUCAAAUAACAUCAAGUCCUCUCACACGAAGAAGUCCAAAAGUAAAUGGUAUCCGUAACCCCAACGAGCGCACAGCAUCCCUGGACACGUUGUCCAGCCUCGCAUCCGACGAUCUAAUGAUGGACAAUGAUCUUGCGCAAUCCAUCACAAGCCUCCAAAGUGUAGAUGAUUAUAUUGAGAGGUUGGACAGUUCUCUUCGUAGCGGUCUUAACUCCUUAGACGAAAAGCAGCUGAGACAGGAGUUGUCAUCUUCCAAGACCGCAAUACGCCAGUGGAGCCAACUGCUGGAGAAAAAUAACAUCCUAGAUCGACAGUUGGCAGCCAUGGCCCAGGGGAAGUCCACAGAAUCGCUCGUUGGCAGCACAAGCAGUCUCACUAAUAUAGGGGCCAGUCUCCCAAUCAGAAGCGCGCGACUUCUCCAACGCUCACGAACGCAAACACCAUCAGAUGGCGCCAGCGAUGGCAGCACUUCACCAGCACCAGCGCCAUCAACGCUUCUUCAAGACGUCGUCGAUAUCAAGACGCUGCUUCUGCAGCUCAAACGGGUCUUACAGGAGCCGGGGGAGGAGCAUCAUACGAUGAGUAGCGAAACUCUCGACCCGUUGCUGGCGGCGUGCGCGGAGAGCCCCGCGCGCGCCAACGGGCGCCGCCCCCCCGCCUCACCGCUGCACCCCGACGCCUGCGCUGAGAUGCGGCGACAGAUAGUCUAUCUGCAGAGUCAGUUAGAGGAGCGUGACCGUCUAGUGCGCGUGCUGCAGCAGCAGAUGCUGAGGAUGGCUGAGAGCCAUGACGCACGGCCAGAUGACACGUGCAAUGUUGCUACGCAGACUGACAGGUUGCGGCCGCCUAUGGGUACAACGCUAACCAGUUCUGAAAAUUCCGGAUUAGUGAGUUGGAAUGAACAAGGGAACGAGAGAAAGCUGCCGUCUUACAGUGAAGCACAAAAGACAAAGAGACCUGUUACCAACGGGGUAGUGAGAUGUCAGUGUGGUGCGAGAAAAGUGAACGGACUAGAUGAGACACAGACAGACAGACUUGACACGGUACACCUAAAACCUAACAGCCGCGUCGGUACCAAGUACCUCCAGGCCGUGACCAACACUGAGAACAGACGGUACAUCAAGAGGGACUCGUCCCUCACCGAAAAGUCCGACCGUAAAAACCUAUACACGAACAGAUCUAGGUCUAUAGAAAAUUUUCAAAAUCAAAACUAUUCCACAGUUGAACUCAAACCGACGGUGAUCGAAGAGACAGGUAUCAAACAUCACACGUCAUACAGCGAUGUCUAUAACGGCAGAAUUAGUAGUAGGGAAAGCGUUAACAGACAUAGCCCGAGUCUCAACGGUCAGUCUACUGACACAGACUACAGCUCCGAUGGCGGAUACAAGUCUCUUCCUUCAUCUAUUAACUACGGUUCCCCUAAGAAGGUUAGCGGCAUUCCCAGGAGGUCACUCGAGCAAAAGUUUAUAUCGACAAAGCAUGUUAGAGCCAGCGCCGUUUGAUCCGCUUCCGGUCUAUUUUUUGCUGCUUUUUGUUUGACAGUCAAAUGAUGGCGGUUGUCACUGUCAGUUUUGGCACAUUUAAAUUAUAGAUACGGUAUUUUGACAAUAAAUGUGUUUCUAUCGAUUUUAAAUUGGUAACAAUGAAUUUUAUUUUGGUAAACUUUCUGGAAAAGUUUGAGCAGUGGCAACUCAGGGAAAGCAAAUAUCAUGGAUCGCUGUCACAAUUAAGUGCUCAUGCGCAUUUACAAUUCCUCGCGACGCUAAUAUUAGUUACUUGGAUGCCAAAUACUUUAACCUGCUUUUGCAAUUUUCGGGGUUAUUUUAAAAAUUUGUUUCCCCAAAACCGUAAACUUGUAAAAAAAAAGUAUUAUUUAUAUAUUUUUUUUAAUUAUUCUGUUAUUACAAAGUUUUGAUAAAUUGUUAAAUAUGACAUUAUAGCUGUAAUCUGUGACGGCUUUUGACACGUCCUCCAAUCAAUAGCUUUAAUGACAUUUGACGUAUAAUGUCGUUGUGUUUAUGAUAUUUUAAACUAUCACUAUGAACUGUUAAUAGUUUAUGAAAAAAAAAACAGAAAAUUCAGAUUUUUAAAAUAACCCAAAUGACAUGAAAUGCGUUGUUUCAAGCAAUUUUAUCAUUGACACCUGUAUAUUAUAGGAUAGUACUGGAAACUAUUUUUCGUAGUUAUUAAUUUAUGCGAUAGGUCAUCUUAGAUUUUCUAUCAUAGACAAAGUAGAUAAUAAAGCUAUGUGAUAAGAG
Messenger RNA from Pieris brassicae (large cabbage white), 7159 nucleotides. RefSeq lists its product as uncharacterized. NCBI's taxonomy places the organism in Eukaryota, Metazoa, Arthropoda, Insecta, Lepidoptera, Pieridae. The coding region runs from base 2702 to 6403 and encodes 1233 amino acids. The record is from RefSeq and is a predicted model, not a curated record. The transcript is spliced from 24 exons.